This is a messenger RNA of Haliotis rufescens (red abalone), 4198 nucleotides long. RefSeq names its product protein disulfide isomerase Creld2-like. The record is from RefSeq and is a predicted model, not a curated record. The transcript is spliced from 11 exons. Bases 419 to 1714 code for a protein of 431 amino acids. Lineage: Eukaryota; Metazoa; Mollusca; Gastropoda; Lepetellida; Haliotidae. Gene Ontology annotation, molecular function: calcium ion binding.
GUGGCCAGUUUUGAUUGGAUGAAAUUAAGAGAAUGUCGGCUGCUAGUCAACAUGUGUAGGUUCGCUGUGUUUGCAGUCACCAAAUGGGUGUCUUAAUACUUACGUGAGCAUUUGGACUGUGGAUAAAGGCUCUCGAGGCUCGGGCAAACGUGUAGUAAUCAUUAUAAGUUCAUAAUAUUCCAUUACCACGCUCCGAGCCGUUUAGAUACAGCGCUUAGAAGCAGGUGCCCGUUCGCAGAUAAGGACGUUUUGCUCGGUUCUGGAAUUAUCGUCUCGGGUAACGCAAACAAGACCUCGUCGAACAACAAAUACUGUGCAUUUUUUUAAACAGGAAUCGUAGCAGUGAUAUUUUCCAUGUUGUUUCUUUGAUUAUCUAUUCAAAAUCACCCCCAAGUCGACAGGCACUAACUCCCCCAAAAUGCAUGGAGACAUAAGGAAGGAGACAAGCUUAGUCGGGUGCGUGUCAGUGAAGAAUGCUUUGGUUGUUGUGUUUGUGUUCAUAUUACUGUUAGGGAUGCCUGUUCUUGUCCAAGCUAAACAGAAGAAGACGCCUGACUGUUCCACAUGCAAAGGUUUAGUCAGCAGUUUUGAGGAGGGACUGAAAAAGACUGCAAAAUCAAAUUAUGGAGGUGGUAAUACAAAUUGGGAAGAAAAAUCUCUGGGAAGUUAUGCCAAGAGUGAGGUGCGCCUUGUGGAAAUCAUGGAGGAUCAUUUAUGCAAGGGAGGUGCAAAAGAGUGUCACUCAAUGCUAGAAGAAUUUGAAGAUCGGAUUGAAGCCUUCUGGUUCAAAGAAUUUGCUAAAAAGGACAAUUAUGAUUUCCACCAAUGGCUUUGCAUUGAUAGUAUCAAAGCAUGCUGUCCAGAGAACACGUUUGGCCCUGAGUGUAAGCCGUGUCCGGGAGAUCCCAACCGACCCUGUACAGGAACUGGCAACUGUGACGGUGAAGGAACCAGAGGAGGAUCAGGGGAAUGCCGUUGCCAUGCUGGUUACCGUGGUGACAUGUGUGACGAGUGCUUGGAUGGAUAUUUUGAACAACAUAAAAAUGAAACACACAUAGUUUGUAGAUCAUGUCACAUAUCAUGCAAGGGUACCUGCUGGGAAGAUGGCCCCAAGGGCUGUGAUGAGUGCAAGUCAGGCUGGCUUCACACAGAGGAACAUGGCUGUAAAGAUGUGGAUGAGUGCAGUACCGACACGCAACCUUGCGAUGAGGAUCAGUAUUGUAUCAACACUGAGGGAUCUCACUCGUGUCUGUCGUGUGACAUAUCGUGUGAGGGCUGUACGGGGUCAGGGGACGCCAAGUGUAACGCCUGCAGCGAGGGCUUCUUUCAGGAGGGAAACAAAUGCAAGGAUGUGGAUGAGUGUGCCGCGGAAGGCAUCCGGUGUAUUGGGAUCAAGGAGGAGUGUGUGAACGAGCCGGGGACCUUCAGCUGUCAGUGUCGGGAGGGCUACCACAGGAACUCCGACGAGAGAUGUGUCAAGAAGCCCAAAGACAUCCCCAAAUCGAAUCAUCCUCCACACGCAAGCAUGGAUAAGAAGAAAGCCAAGAAGCAAAAGACAUACAAAAAUAAAAAUGCCCCCAACCUUCUGACUUUCAUUGCUAUAUUGGCAGGAUUUGGCAUUUGUUUGAAAUUUUCUCGAGGCAAAAUGAUCAUCAUAGUGCCAUUGACUGUCCUGAUAUCCUACUUUGUAUACUGGUAUGCGUCAUUUUACUGAUGACAAGACCAGGGGUCUUCAGCCAGGAUGUUGCCCAGACUGACAUCCCAAGCAAAGGAUAUUUUCCUAAAACAAGUCUUCGAUGACUGUUUGUAAAUUUCAACAUUUUCAUUUUUGCAUCAGUAUACAUUAUCUCUAUCUAUAAUAAUGAAAAUGUUUCUGUAAAGAAUUGAACAGCACGUACAGCAAUAAAUGUGUUAUGACUGACAUGUAAAUGAUCAAAUUGUCAAAUCAUUGUUUUUAUAUACCCUGUUGACAGAGGAUGUGAAGCUGGUGUACAAGGUCUAUGUAUAUAUGAUUGUACUUUAACUUAUGUCGUAGAUGUAGAGUGCAUUGUAUUUAUUUUUGUGGAUGCAGUUUGAUAUUUUUGCCACCUUGUCUGUCUCGUGGUUUAUCCUUCCUCAGUCUCAGUGUCUUUGCCUCCGAGGCCUUGUGACAGUUGUUUUUAAGUUCACUCAAUUAUGUAGACCCAGUGUUUCUCCGUUUGUUUUGUCCCUGCAUGGCUUAUACUAGCUAUUGGUGAAAUAUAUUCAGCAUGUCAUAGACAUAGUUACCUCCCCUUGUCAUGUUUCCAUGAUAACAACAGGAUUAUUUGUUUCUGGAAUUGUCUUAAACAUCUAAAUGACCUUUCUUGGUUCAUGGUAGUGAUUUUGUUAAAGACAAAUGGCAUAAGGACAUUUUCAAGAUUUUAGCAAAUUGUGAAAGGUCAUUCUGCCAUACCACUGAAAAAUAUCUUCUGGACAUUUUGGAUGACAAUCAGUCAGUCCUAGAAAAUGCAUGGAAUAGAUAUGCAGAAGUUUGAAAGAUCAACACACAGACAAAGGAUACCCACUACCAUUCUUAAAAAUAUAUUGGUUUGGCCCUACCCUGCCUGGUAGUGAGACCCGUGGAGAUUCCUGGUUACAUUUGGUCCUCAGCAACCUAAGCUCGGAUCAGAUUUAUUGACUUGAGUGUAAUGGUACCCUGUGGAUUGUGCUCAUAAUAUCAAUCAUGAGAUUGUUUGGUCCAGAAUUGGUUGUUAAGGCUUCCAUCAUAUAGCUGGAAUGUUCCGGAGUACAGCAUUCAACAACAAACAAAUAGAACUGGGUAGGCGAAUUACCGAUCCUUUUGGGAGAUCAGCUUAUUUUUAAUGUCCUCUCUUAGAAAAAGAUGUGGUCCCAGUGUAAAAUACCCUUUAUCUAGUUACUUUUGAUAAUUGAUAAAGAACAUAACACAGGUCGCAAAGAUCAUCAUAAUCAGUCACAUUUGUUGAUUGAUUUGAUUUCCUGUGUUAAAAAGUGUGAAUAUUGUCAGAUAUUUUUGGUAGUUAACCAGUUCACUUUUGGUCAGUACAGUCAUAAAUUAAUUUGAAUGAAGCCUGUUUUUAUCUGAUCCUCAGCUACCGGCAUGGUGACCUGAGCAGAGGUCAAGUGGCCAAUAUUUUCUGCUGCUUAUACAAAAUGUAAUGGUCUAUGAUACUUUGUGAUAAUUUGCCAAAUUCAUCUGCGCUGAGCUGUCACAAUCAGGGAAUUUUGUUUGCGUUUGAGUAACGGUGCAUGUGUGUUCUGUAGUUCUAGCAUGUUCUGCUGACUUGGCUUUUUGUUGUCAUGGUUACCGUUAGUCCAGCGGUUUUGUACAUACGAAGUCACUGAUUCCCCUCAUCUGUAUAUGCAACUUCAUUGGAACUCACCCAUCAUGUUUACACCGCCAUUGGCAUCAUGUAUUUAUUUUACACUUUCAACCGGUGUUCGAUCAUAGCUAUGUACUGGUGGAAACGAAUAAGGGAACAAUGAAAAUAUUGGGAAAUAGCUUUACUGUCAGUACAUUUGAAAUAGCAUGCACACAUUCAACACGUCAGAAUCAAAUGUUGAGAUGUGUUUGUGUGCAUUGUUUCCAAUGGGUAUUUGGUAGACAAGCCUGGGAAGCCGUGAUAGCAUGUCAUUUUACUGUGGCAGAGCGUAUCUCGAUGCACCAACAUUCUGAGGUCAGGUAGCCUAGUGGUAAAAGUGUUCGCUCUUCACGCCGAAGACCCGGGUUCGAUUCCCCACAUUGGUACAAUGUGUGAAGCCCAUUUCUGGUGUCCCCUGCCGUAAUAUUGCUGGAAUAUUGCUAAAAGGGGCAAAAACCAUACUCACUCACUCAAAGCAAGGGUGUCUUCAAGCUGACAUGGAAUAAGGGAACACUCUGUCACAGACACUGUAACAUGAUAUGCCAUCAUGGGUUCCCAGCCUUGUCUACCAAAUACGCACACAGACACAUCUCAACAUUUGAUUCUGACGUGGUGAAUGUGUGCUUUCUGUACUGACAGUAAAGCUUAUUGGCCUUAAUUGUUUCUUGUUCCCUUAUUCAUUUCCAUCAGUAUAUAACAGAAAAUAGUAUGUGCAGCAAGUCAACGUUAUGCUUUUAUUUAGGGGGGCAUGGGUGGCCCAGUCGUCUAAGGCGCCGCGAUUCGCUGUGCAGAGUUGCCUCCCUUGGGCACGCCACAAACCUAUGAUUGUGGGUUCG